Messenger RNA from Daphnia magna, 9561 nucleotides. RefSeq lists its product as uncharacterized. The transcript is spliced from 3 exons. NCBI's taxonomy places the organism in Eukaryota, Metazoa, Arthropoda, Branchiopoda, Diplostraca, Daphniidae. Bases 5708 to 7591 code for a protein of 627 amino acids. The record is from RefSeq and is a predicted model, not a curated record. Gene Ontology annotation, molecular function: RNA polymerase II cis-regulatory region sequence-specific DNA binding; DNA-binding transcription factor activity, RNA polymerase II-specific. Gene Ontology annotation, biological process: negative regulation of transcription by RNA polymerase II; anterior/posterior pattern specification. Gene Ontology annotation, cellular component: nucleus.
CCUUAAGUUUCUGAAAAAAUAAAAUAAAAUACAUUAAAAAAAACACAGUUUGAAACGAUACGCAGUGUCGGAUUCUUUUCUUGUGUCUCAACGCCAGCUGACAGCACACACACACACACACACAAAAAGGUAAGAUUGUAAAUAUAGCAUACGAUGCUGUAUAUGCCUUUUUUUUUCUGGACGCUAGAAACACAAGAGAGCUAGAUAACCAUCUUAACUGCUUUAUUGUGGUGGUGGUGGACACGCCAAAACCUUGAAGACAAAACUCAGAAAGAAAAAAAAGACAGACCGGAAUCUAAGUCUAAAUGUAUAUCAGGCCAGACGACGAAGAGAGAGAGAGAGAGACCUUGGGUCAAAAACGUUUUAGAUCCUCUUGCAAAAAGGCAAACAAAUUUAUAUCAUAGUGUCUCUCAUUUCACUUUCUUCCGGCUGGAAAAUUUGGCAGUCAAUGAUCUCAUAUGGAUAGUUUAGUGAGCUUAUAAAACAAAGAAUAAAGGAAGAACCAAUCCGUCUGGAAGGAUAGGCCGUUGGGCGGUGUCGCCUUUCUCAGGAAAGAAGAAGAAAAAAAAAGUUCUCGUCUUUCCAUUCUCUCAUUUUCUUUUUUCCUUGCCAUACAUCUAUUCGUUUCUUUUAAAGUCUUUACUACAUUCAAUUCAUCAUCAAACGGAGACUUUUUAAGGCAUUCGAUCUUUAAAAGCUCCAGAUACUUCCAUUCCACUUUUGUUUUGUUUCUGUCGCGCUCACGGCCGUACAUCACGCGAUUGGUCGAUUGGCGAAUGCAUUUUCCGUUGGUAUGGCAACCAAGAAACAAAUUAUCCUGCGUUCUCCCAGUUUUAUUCAUUUUUAUUUAAAUGUAAUACGUUAGUUACGUUGCCCCGUAGGCUUUUCCUUUUCGAUAUUGACGAAAUGCAGAUGGUUGGCCGAUACGAAUCGUGUGUAUGUGUGUGGAUCUGUGGGAGGGCAAAUAUAAAGAGGGGGGGAUAUUCCUCCAACCCGCCGGAUCCAUUGAUCGGUUUCGCAGCAGAAGCGGCGGGGUUUUCUAUUCUUUGGGGAAUCAAGGCAUCCACCACUACCACCCGACGAAAUUUACGACAUCAGAGAAAGAAAAAAGGGGGGAAUAGUCAGAGAGGAAAUAUAUAUCCGACCCCGAAAAGAAGAAGAAGUAAGAAAAAAAGAGAGAGAAAGAGAGAGAGAGGGGGGAGCUCUCUCUCCACAAGAGUUAAAGAGAAAAGAGCUGUGUAUAUGUAUGUAGUACGUUGUACUCUUACUCUUUCUCUCCCCAGCACUUUUUCCCUCCCUCGUGUUUCGUUUGUAGCCGGCGUAGUCUUAUAUCAUAGACACGCCAUCUUGAACUCGAUUUCCUCCGACACACACGUAAAAGAAAGAAGAAAAAAAAACUUCCUAAAUAGUCGACAUGGGCCGCCGCUGAGCUGCCGCCGACUUUCAGAAAAACAGCAACUUUUGGUUGUUUCAUUCUCCAAACCCCGUUGCUCGGUAGAAUUUUUUUUUAAUGGAAAAAAUAACACUAUUAACAACUUGUGAGAUUCGCCUUCAUUUCUCUUCAUUUCCAUAUCAAGCGCAGAGACGCUGGGUCUUGGAUAAAUGCCAAGAACAAAAAAAAAAAGGGACCUUCAUUUAAAAACCAUCAAAAGAAGACAUUCUUCUUCUUCCUCGUUCUUCUUCGGGCUAUAUAGUGUGUAUAUAGAUACAUAAUAACUAGGCGCGCCGUUGCCAGUUCGAUAACCAAACCACCAUUUGUCCCGAGAGCCCGUCUUCAUUUCCUGCCCGUUUCGCCGUCUAUUCGUAAAGCAACACACACACAAAAAUGGAAAGUACCGCACCAACAAAAAUGUGAACAUUUUCCUCUUACAAAAAAAACAAACAAUAUAAUAAAUAAAUAAAUAAAAGCCACAGAGACUUUAUCGACAGAGAGAUUACCUCCGGAAUCACGAGACUAUGGCGAAUCAUCACAUAAAAAUGGGGAAUCCCCUUGCUUUUACUACUGUUAUGGCUAUAUCGAUAAUGGCCUGAGCACAGGUGACGGGAUACAAUGGCCGGCCGUUAAAAAAGUUCCGCGCAUCGUCGAAGUGAAAAAGAAAGAAGGGCCAAAACUCACAAUAUUUUGAAAUCGUAAGAGAAAAAAAAAACGGGGGACCCAAUACGCGACCACGCCAAUACGAGCCUCUUUUUUUUUCCACAUACAAAAACGCUAAAGAAAAGAUCAUUAAUACACGUCCGAGCAGACGAGGGGAAAGACCCAACCAACACGUUGCACCUCAACCGGACUAACGCCAUUGGUCCAAAACAAAAUUGAUCGAUUUUUCUCUCCCACACUUUGAAACAUCUACACAAACAUAACCAAACCCACCCUGAAAAAAAUAAAAAAACAUUCAAGGCAAAAUAAAAAUAAAAAGAUUUCUAAUUGAAGAAUGACAAGUGAUGGAUGGUCACCAGGUAACAUUGGUUAUGGUCCAAAGUCAAACAAGUCACAACACUAGUGUUAAAAAAAAUCCGCAUUUUUUUUUUUGGUAUGGAGUGGGAACCAUCUGCAAAGCAAUUUUGGAAGGCGGAGAAAUCGUUUUUUUCAGACUGUUUUUUUUUUUUUUCUUUUACAUCACUUGCGAUUUAUUUGAGUGUAAUUGCCGUAUAUCUAUAAAGGUCAACGGAAAGAGCAAAGAAGAAAAAAAACGGAAAGGUUGUUUUUACAUUUGUGCCUUACUGGCAUAAUAAAUGUUACUGACCGGACAUGGUUUAAACAAAACAGACCCAUAGUCUCUCUUAUAUUUUUUUUUUUGCACCAGCAAUACAAGAAAUGGCGGCGAUAGUGGCGGCGGCGGAAGGCCGGAACAGAUGAAGUAAAACGCAAUAAAAAUCAGUCGAAACCUCCAAAAAAAGAAGAGAAAAAAAAAACAUUGCCGGUGUGCAACAAUUUUUUUUUUCUGCAGGGAUUUCAGACUAUAUAGCAAUAGGCCAUGCCAGCUAAGGCCAAAGAGAGAGAAAAAAAACAGACGUUUUAUUACUCGCAGAGAUUCAUGGGUUCAAAAGAUGGAGGGGAUUUUCGCCGUCGUCGUCGGCAAAAUAGCCUCAACAUCAAUAAAAGAAUCUAGCCUAGAUAUUUUGCCCUCUUGUUUUUCAAGACAAGUUUUAAAAAAUCUUAAAAUUUGAAUGCUGCAAAAAAUUCCAUAGUCGCCUUUAAGAAAGAAAGAAAAAAAAAACACAAUAAUUCAACUGGUUCAAAAUGAUUUACGCGAAUUCCCGCCGAGCGUACAUCAAAUCAGCCGAAAUUCUUCCCUUCCAUUCUUUCCUUGAUGAUUUUUGAUUGAAACACGUAGAGAAUCAAAGGAGAAAUGUCUCUAUAUUUAUAGGAUAUUGGUAUACACACAAGUCGCACGGAUGGAAUCUGUGGCGUAAUUUAUGUGCGUGUGUGUCUGUGUCUGUGUGUGCGAGUUUUGUAACUCUGUACGCGCGCGCGCGGCCCCAGCCACUCGGUGCACCAAGGCGGCAAGGAUUUAUCGUUGUGCUACGUUGAAGGUGCACCAAUAGCUCACCGGCCCCAGGGCAAGACAUACGGUUGACAAUCAAAGAUAAAUCAUCAUACGAAAACGAUGGCCAGCUUGUUAUAGAUAUCUUUAUAGACGAGCGCGCGUAUUGCAGCCUAAAGGACGAAAAGAACCCCCCGCAAAUAUUCGGGCAAAACGCGGAGAAUCCGCAGGUUGCACCAAGAGCAGCUUCCAAUGCAAAUUCUGACCUCCCCGACUCUAGUCCAACUGCACAAAUAACAAACACACCGAGAGGUAUAUAUCACACAGAUUUGAAAAAGAAGCUCUUUCGUCGACAAUUUAUGGAUUCGGGUUAUGACGUUACACAGAGACGAGCCAUCGGGUAUGUCAUCGGAUCAUUUCUUUCAUUUUUCUCUUGUUUUUAUUUUCAAGGUGCCAAUUUAGUUGGCUAGUGAAAAAAAAGAGACUACAGUUAUUACACAGCCGCUACGUAAAACAAACCGGUUCAGUCUAUUUUUGAAAACGAAAAAAUAAAACGAGAAAAAAAAAUAAUACACACGGAAUUUUGUGUUGUGUGGCGAGGGUUCGCUCCCUUCCAACACCACCGGAUAUACACUACACCGGUUGUGAAACCCCUGGACGAAGACAAUAGAAACCCAUUUACAUUAAUGCUGCGCACAGAGGUACCCCCACUGAGUUGAAGCAGCAGGGACGCCAUUUCCCAAUGAUUAAACCAUUUCACUCGUCAUUAAAAUUGGAAAUAAAUCUUCUUUUAGACUCAUUCCUCAGUUUUUUUAAUUUUUAAUGUUAAAUAACUAAAAGACACCCGAACCCCGAUUUUGUGGGUUUAAAAAAUUUCAACAAAACACUGAGUCAAGCCUAUACCACAGCAUCAACAACAAAAAUGCGUGUCUCUCUCGACUUGAAAAAAAAAAAAAAAAAUCUUAUUUUUCAAAUUUAUCCCAGUUCAUUUUUGAAGGAAGCCGUAAAAAAGGGCGGGAUGCACUUGGGCGGGCGAUAUGAUUGGUCGAACCGGUGGUCACGUGUGUUGGUCACUUGGCGCGCGCAAAGAGUGUGUCUGUGUCGGGUGGAUGGCAAAGACAGCAAGAGAAAAAAAAAAAAAAAAGCCUCCGGAUCGGCGGCGGCGAUUCACGCAGCGGAGGGCGGGGGGAAGUCGCAAAGCGAACCCCCCUAUAGCGCAAGGCAAAAAGGGGGCUGUGGCAAAAGCUUUUUUUUUGCUUGCGCUCUCUAUUCUCCUCACAGCGAAAAAAACAAAUGGGCUAAGGGGAGAAAGAGAAUAAAAUAAAAAAAAGGCAACUACUAGCACACGCAAUGAGCAAAGAGCGCGCGCCCCAAUAGCCGCACUAACUCCAAAAACUCAACCCAAAAAGCAGCCGGGGGAAGGAAAAUAUGAGCUCUAACCUGCACAGUUGAGACGCCAGUAGCGUGAAACGGCCUCGCAUGUGCAAGGCUGGCGAUCAGAGGAGCUCUCUCUCUCUCUCUCUCGCUUUUCGUAUCUAAUCCUUCGGUUCGUCUUCAUUCACGAGCCGAGCUUCGGCCUGUUCGCUCUCAAAGUGAAAAGUCUCUGCGGACUACAUUUUUUUGAUUUCGUGAUUCUCAAGUUUUUUAGUGUUAACAAGACAACCCACCCAAAACUGAAUUAAUGCGGCAAAAAGGUGGUUGUUUUCAAACUGUACGGUUACAACAAGAAGAGUGCGACUUGAACAACACAUGACACGGGAGUUUGUCUCAUCUCAAAUAUCAUCAACGUCUCGGUAGUCCGUGUGAGUGUGUGUGUGAACGUGUGUGUGUGUGUGCUAGCGGUGAGCAAAAAAAGAACAAAUCAAGACAACGAACAUUCAAGACGGUUCUCCCACCCACCCAAUCUCAAACAUUUGAAAAUUGUAGUAAUCUUCUAUUUUGAAAACUGAUUUCAAAAAAUUGUUUGAUGGCGUGCAAAAAAGAUAGAUGAAAAAAAAAAUAGAGCCCUAGAACAAACACCAAAAAGAAACCGACAGAUAUUUUAUAAAAAAAAGAAUUUAUGUUUCCCCUCUCUUCACCUAUUUCCCGUAAAUUAGAAAUAGACAACAUAAAAAACAAAACAAAAAAACUAAUUUCUUCACGAGUGGCAAUUGUAUCAUUAUUUGGGGGUGGGGCGGCCCGAUUCUAAAUCAGUGAGUGCUAGUGUGACACCGAAGAAGAAGAAAAUGAGUUCGUACUACGUGUCAUCGUACGGCGGAGGAGGCGAUGUCGUUCAAGCCGAACACUAUCACGCUCCCGCACCUGUACACGUCAGCGUUGCUACGGGACACAACAGUGGAGGUGGUGGAGUCCAUCAUCCACAUGCUGGCAUGACGGGCAGCUUCGAAUCGGGACCUUACGAUCCGUCGAGAAUCUACCACAUCCAACCGCAACAUCAUAAUCAACAACAGCAGCAGCAGCAACAGCAACAUCAUCACCAACAUCAACAAAUGAGUUGCAAUCAGAAUAAUUACAAUCAACAAGGAUCCUACCCCGGACGCUAUCCACCAGCAUCCGGAUACACGAUCCAUCAACAGCAACAACACGGCAAAGAAGCGGGUGGCUACUUCGCUUCCGUUGGCCAGCAACAACAACAUCUCCGUUCCCAUCCGCAACAACAGGCCGUUGUCAUCGGUCAAUCGGAAGCCAACGGAAUCGUGUCGACGCAACAACAACAACACCUUUAUCGGCCGGCUUCGCCCAUGAUAAGCGCCAUGGCACCUCAACACGGGUCGCCUCCGUUGGGCAACUACACCGGUGGGGUAGUUGUAGGCCAAAUCACCAAACCUUUGGUGGUUCCUUGCCAAGGGGAGUCGUCGUCUUCGACAUCAACGAGUCCGCAAUUAUCGUCGAUACCUUACGGACACCCGACAUCGUUUCAAGCGCAACAUCAUCGCCAGAUAGUUGCCGGAGUGACUGGCCAGCAGCAGCAACAACAACAGCAUUUACUGAACCAUCAGCAGUACCUCAUCCAGCAGCAACAACAACAACAGCAGCAGCAGCAUUCCAUCGUGCAGAGCGAACACCCGGUAACGAGUUACAACAACCUCAACUCGUCGGUAGUUGAGGGCUAUCAACAGCACCCGGCCGUAGCUGAUAUGGCCGGCUAUCAGCAACAACAGCAACCCAAUCAUUCGCCACCAGUCAUGUACAACAACAAUAGCCGAUGUGCUAGUAAUGGCCAAAUGAGUAGCAACAACGCCAACAACAAUUAUAACGGCCAGCAGGUGUGCGGACACGGUCCGAUGGCUUCAUCUGCCGUGUCGGACGGUCCGGUCAUAGCCGAUCUCGAUCAACUACAGCAGCAGCAGAGACAACAACAGCAACAACAACAACUUUGCUCGGUCAACGGUAAAACGUUGCAUCCGGCGGCUUUAGCCAGCGGAGCGGACAACAGCCAACAGCAACCUAGCCAGCUUCUCCUCCAUUCCGCCAUCCAGCAACAACAGCAAACCGUUGAGUCGGACCAGCAAACACCUCAGCCACAACAACAAUCCUCGCAACGGCACGCACAACAACUCCUUGUGCCCGUUGGCGGAGGCUUAGUGAUACCCGGUGGCGCCGUCGUUUCCUCCGCUCAAGAAAUGACUGGCCAACCGGACGACAUGGUCCAGCACGGAGGAGACAUUCACGGAGACCUGCACGGCCACGGCGACGUCAUGAUGGAUCACCAUCACCACCUGACCAUCGACCUGCAUCAAGAACACAGUCCGCUAGAUGGCAGCGAUCACAUGCCUCCAUUAGACAUGGAUGGCGAAUCGCCACCCGGUUCCCUUCACGACAGUCCUCUCUAUCCGUGGAUGCGCAGCCAAUUCGCCGAACGCAAGAGAGGACGACAAACGUACACGCGUUUCCAGACGCUGGAACUGGAGAAAGAGUUUCACUUCAAUCGCUACUUGACGAGACGAAGGCGGAUCGAGAUCGCCCACGCCCUUUGCCUGACGGAACGCCAAAUCAAAAUCUGGUUCCAAAAUCGACGGAUGAAAUGGAAAAAGGAGAACAAAGCCAAACUGGACGCCGGAUGUCUGGAAGGACUUUUAGUCGAGCACGUCUUGUCUAUGCCGCAGUAGAAAUCAACAUGGUAGUUACUUGACUUGACCAAAACAAAAAAAAAAUAAAAUAAAAAAUACUUUUAUUUUCCUCCACUGGCUGUACGGUCAGGCCAACAACAAGAAAAAAAUUUCUCUUUUUUUGGCCUUUUCAAACUUUUGACCUCGACAUAAAAAAGUUGAAACGAAGAGCCGACGGGGAAAACAACUUUGCGCGGAAGAACAGAAAUACGUAAAAUCGAAAUGAUAUACAUCAAUCCAGUCCUAGUUAAAUGAUACGUCUCUCCUUCUUUUAAUUUCUGAUUUUUUUUAUUUUUUAUUUUCAGAGUUUUUUCUUCUUCUUCUUCUGUUCGUGGCCUUUGAGUUAUGUUUUUUUUUUUUUCAAACCUACAUAGGCCUCCUUUAUUAAGUGUAUUUGGCUACGAAUAUAUAUAUGCACGAUACUUUGAUUGUCUUUUUUUAUCUCAAUGUAAUUUUUUGUUUGAAAGCGAAAACAAGAUAAAGAAACGAUGGAAUAGGAGAGAAGAAAAACAAAAAAAAUAAAGACAAUAGAUUGGAAUUCUUCAGGAGAAAAUUCCGUUUCAAAAACAUAUUCUCUUUCAAUUUCGUCUCAUGUGAAUGUGUCGUGUGUGUGUCUGCAUUCUCUGGUGUGCGAGCGCGCGGUUUUGAUUGAUCCCAGACAAUUUGUCCGUCAAAAAUAAGAGAAGAAAGAAAAACAAAACAAAAAACAAAAAAGUUGUCACCGUUUUUCAUCUCUCAUCAGUCUCUUGCACGUCCCCUGGACUCAACUCUGUUCCUGGCCGCGCUGUGGGCGUCUUAUCGCUGCGGGAACACGCGCGCUCUCACCCACCCGCCCUGAAAAAGUAUACGAUUUUCUUCUUUCUUUUUUUUUUUUUCACAUCUAUUCAUCAGAAAAAUGUCUGUCUCUCAAUUUCGGUUUGCAUAUAAUAAUAAUUCUUGUUCCCACCGCCCACCCCCCCUUUUGUUCCCCGUCACACACCAAAAAAAAACUAGAAAAAACAGAAGAAAAAAAAAAGAUUAUGGAAGACGAGAAAAUGCGGUUUUUAUUCGUGUACGUGUCAUUGAAUUUCGUAUAGCAUAAUAAUAAUAAUAAUAAUAAUAAUACUAUAUUUGUUUGCGUUUGUUUGUGAAAUUGCCAGAUCCCGUGUUUUUCAUUUUUCAAAGAAUUUUUUUUUUGUAUGUAAAGAAAAAGAGGAAACGCUGAAAACUAAAUUACGUAAAAAUAGAUAAUGUCAAAAAAAAAACGAGUUCGAUUAAAAAGAAAUUUGUUUUCUAUGUCCAGUGUGUCAUCUGCUCUCCUCUGUAUACGUACACUGAUUUAAAAACAAGACAAAAGCAAAACUUUGACAUCUGGAGGAACUAUAACACAAUGGACACGCCCUUCAAAAUUAGCAAAUUCUUUUUUAAAAGGCUCCUCUAAAACCAAACGAAAAUGAGGAUGCCAAAUUUUUGUUUUUCUAAAGACACAACAACAAAAAAUGAUCCGGACUACCUCAUCCGAACGUCGCCCAAACAGCAAAAAAAAAAAUUAUAAUAAUUUAGAAAAGAAAAACAAACAAAAAAUGCUUGCGUGUGUCACUUGUGAGUGAAAGUUGUGUACAGUUGAAACAACAAAAAAAAACCCCAGAAAAUGGUAAGACUGUUUUUGUUUUUGUUUCUACAUUUAUGUAAAACUGCGUGUGCUGUACUCCGUUUUCUCGUCUAUUCACUGGCAAACACGUUCACACAUCGUCUGUAAUUGCAAUCAAAGCGUGUGAACUCCUCCAGUCCCUGUGUGUAAUGCUACCUGCCCACGCAACAGCAACCAAUCAUUUCUCCCCCCCCCCUUUAACGCAAAAAAAAACAAAAACAAAUCCCACCUUGAUGAUCCUCACUUUUGUAUAGAUGGUGGCAAUAAGUCGUAAGUGUAUGCUUGAGUGUGAUUGACUGUGAAUAUGAUAUACAAAAAACAUGAUCAUCUUCUCCUGAAA